Molecule: messenger RNA, 303 nt
Organism: Lindgomyces ingoldianus
Lineage: Eukaryota; Fungi; Ascomycota; Dothideomycetes; Pleosporales; Lindgomycetaceae
Exons: 2
Source: RefSeq, a predicted model, not a curated record
AAACGCCACAAAGUCCGCAAGGCCUCGGUCCAAAAAUCCUACACCAAAUCCGUGGCUCACACCCAAGAAGCUAUCUCCACACUGUUCAACGAUCAUGAAUCCGAAUCCGCACAAGCCCACAAAGCCCAACUAACCCGACUACACGAAUUACUGACCAAGAAAGCCGAGAUCGAGAUGAAGAUGCAAGAGAAGGUCAGCCUUGUACGAGAGGCUUAUCUGUCACACUCGAUUGAUCUACAAAUGGUCGCAGAGCAACGUGUCAAGCAGCUCUCCUAGAUAGUAUCCGUCAUUGCGAGAUUUGGG